Molecule: messenger RNA, 2704 nt
Organism: Panicum virgatum (switchgrass)
Lineage: Eukaryota; Viridiplantae; Streptophyta; Magnoliopsida; Poales; Poaceae
Exons: 4
Coding region: 198-2393 (731 amino acids)
Molecular function (GO): protein binding
Source: RefSeq, a predicted model, not a curated record
UUACCUUCUUGGUCAGGCUAUGGAUUACUGAUAUAUAGCGCCCUCCAUAUAUAUCCUCGGCGCCGCCAAAGGGGCUCUUAUUUCGCCUCCCUCACCAACGGAAACGAGAGCUUCUGCCACCGCGGUGGCUAGCCAAGAACUCGCUCGUCGAUCGAUCCGGCGAGCCCCAUCAUUCUUCCGGUAACCCGUUCGACGAAAUGCCCCCAAAAGACGCAGCAGCGCAGGGGACGUCCGGAGGCGGCGGCGGCCAUGGCGGCGACCGCCUCAGCUCUCUCCGGGACGAGGUCCUCUUCCGGGUCAUGUCGCACCUCAAGGCGUGGGAGGCGGUGCGCACGUGCGUGCUCUCCAAGCGGUGGCGCAACCUUUGGUCCUCCUCCUCCGCGGACUUCCUCGACAUCCGCCAGCCGUGCCUCUGCCGCGGCGGCGGCGGCGGCCCGGCUCACCGGCUCCAGGCUCGCGAGGAGAAAUUCGCUGCGUUCGUCGCGAACCUGCUGCUCCGGCGACGGCGUGUGGUGCCGCUGGACUCCCUCCGCCUAUGCUGGAGCCACGAGACGGUCCACGGCGACGCCAACACCUGGAUCGCCCACGCCGUCAGGCGCGGCGUCGUGGAAAUCGAGCUCUCCGGCAAGCAUCAUAACGAGUACCCAUCGCCAGAGUACAUGAGCUUCAUUGCUUGCGACAAUGACACAUUCAAGAUCCGUCUCAAGAUCUUGAAGCUUAUCCAUAUACGGCUGGAUGACACCACCCUCACGCAGCUCUGCUCUAGGUGCACUUGUUUGGAAGAACUGGAGCUCAAGGAUUGUUUCAUUCCACAAAAGACGAAGAUUCAGUCCACCUUGCUGAAUCAUUUGACCAUAAUCAAGUGCCAAAUCCCUAGAGGCCUCUCUGUUUAUGCUCCGAGCCUUAGCUCACUAGAGUUCAGCAGAAAUAUUGGAUAUGUUCCCUGGAUCCAAAACUUGGGACUGCUAGCAGCAUCCAAUAUCAACCAUUGGGCACCACAUAAGUACCCUGAGUACCCUGGCCUUGGUUCUUGCAACCUUAAGAUCUUGAAGUUCUCGCGUGUCAAGCUGGAUAACACCACCCUCGCACAGCUCUGUUCUGUGUGCACUUCUUUGGAAGAGCUAGUGCUUAAGGAUUGUUUGGUGGUUGGCAAGGAGAUUCGAUCCAACUCACUGAGGUAUUUGGCUAUGAUCAACUGCCAAUUCACUAUUGAACCAGAGGUUCGUGUUCCGAACCUUCUCUCAUUGCGCUGCACCAGACCAUUUCGACAUGUCCCUCGGUUUCAGUACAUGGAAUUUCUAGUCACAGCAAUUGUCGCACUUGAUGACACCUGCAUGUCUAAUGAUAGUCAGUGGACAUGGGGGGCGGAUGACAAAGAUGAAUCUGAUCAUGAUGGUGACUUUUUUGCACAUUUUGGGGCUAAGGACUCUGGUGACGACAGUGAUGAUGAAUCCUAUCAGGAUGAAGACGAUGAAUCUGAUCAUGAUGGUGACCACCUACAUUCUGGGGCUGAGGACUCUGAUUAUAACAGUGAUAAUGAAUACGAUAGGGAUGAAGAUGAUGAAUCUGAUCAUGACGGUGAACUUCUUGCACAUUCUGGGGCUGAGGACUCUCAGGACAACAGCAAUAAUGAACCCGAUCAGGAUGAACAAAACCAAUCUGAUCAUGAUAGUGCACAUUCUAUUGCUGAGGAAUCAGAUAAUAGCAAUGCUGGCAUUGAGAGAUCUGAUGAAAACAACAAAGAUGAAUCUUAUCUUGAUGAUAACAUUUUUGCAGAUGCUGGUGCUGAAGAUUUUGAUGAUAGUCAUAGUUGUUCUGGACCUGGUUAUGAUGUCAAUGGCCUUAUUGUGGGCUAUGAUGAGAUUGCAGAGGAGUAUAAUGGUGAUUGUGGAGGAAUGUUUGGGGGUGAUGGUAUGCUUUGCAGCCUCUCAAAUGUUAGAACAAUGAACCUAUCAGCUCAUUCAGGAGAGGUGCUGUUCAUCAGGGAAUUGAAAUCGUGUACUGACUUCAAAAACCUGAAGACUCUGUCACUUGGUGAAUGGUGUAUUACUCCUGACUUUGAUGUAUUAGCAAGCAUACUUCAGCAUUCACCAAACCUAGAGAACCUGUAUGUUCAGCUCGAUAUGGCCAACAAGAGAAGAGUGGGCUUCAAUCCAAGGCCAAAUUUAUUCGUUUGCACUAACCUGAGGAAAGUGGAGAUCACAUACUGUAAGCAUGAUAAAAUGGUUCACAUAUUGGCAGAGCUUUUCCGUGUGAAUAGCAUAACAUGGAAGAAGAUUUUUGUCCAUCGCACUGCCUGCACUUGUGAUGUCAAGAGUGAUACAGAUUCCAGAGCAAAGCGCAAGGCACAAAAUGAAGCUGGGGAGAGACCUGCAAAGCAAAUAAAAGCAUGAAACUGAGGAAAGCCCCAGCUGAUGAGGCUAAGUUGAUGUGAUAGUGCCAUUGUGUUGAUAAAGUCAAUGAGUUCGGCUGUUUGUUGUGUCAGUGAGUUGUUUAGUUUAGAUUGUAUUCUGAACCGAAGAUUGUGACAGAACUUGUAGUGCAGUUUCCUAAGGUGCAUCUACAUUUCAGUGUAGAUACUAGUGUACAUGUGUUCAUUAGUUGUAUUGAAAGAGCUGACUGAAAUUCUAGAAUGUACAUCUGCUGAGGAGCAAUGCUUACUGAAUAAAUCUGGUGACGGAAUUGGGCCUGAGUUUUCCUCAUA